CGAUCAGGUGGAUAUUGGACAAGUCUCGAAGCGGUAACGGACACCUCUUGGUAUUGACGUAGGUGGUUGUUCUCGCCACGGCACAGCGGAAGAAAUGGUCCUAACUGUCAGGACGACAGGGUCGAUUCGGGUCCCGGGAUCUCCCUUUGAGUCAAAUCCAUCUCUUAUUGAAAGCAUUGACACCAUUUCGGCACACGAGCCUCAGGAUCCAUCAGGAGUCGGAGGCUGGGCCGAGACCCUAGACCCAAUACAUGACAAAGACCUGCUCACGAUAAGAGAUUCCCCUCGGUCAUACUAUGUACACUAGUGUACAUCUCCACUCGGUACGGGCCGGAGAUGGAAGCGGUGACCACCGGGCUUCUCAGCUCGAAAGGUUGUCAGUCUGUAAAGUUGCCACCGGUCCCCGA
Messenger RNA from Neurospora hispaniola, 407 nucleotides. RefSeq lists its product as uncharacterized. NCBI's taxonomy places the organism in Eukaryota, Fungi, Ascomycota, Sordariomycetes, Sordariales, Sordariaceae. The transcript has a single exon. Bases 95 to 307 code for a protein of 70 amino acids. The record is from RefSeq and is a predicted model, not a curated record.